Sinocyclocheilus rhinocerous is the source of this 4148-nucleotide messenger RNA. RefSeq names its product sodium- and chloride-dependent GABA transporter 2-like. NCBI's taxonomy places the organism in Eukaryota, Metazoa, Chordata, Actinopteri, Cypriniformes, Cyprinidae. Gene Ontology annotation, cellular component: plasma membrane; cell projection. Gene Ontology annotation, molecular function: gamma-aminobutyric acid:sodium:chloride symporter activity. The transcript is spliced from 16 exons. Gene Ontology annotation, biological process: sodium ion transmembrane transport; nitrogen compound transport; amino acid transport. The coding region runs from base 245 to 1990 and encodes 581 amino acids. The record is from RefSeq and is a predicted model, not a curated record.
UCUUGGUUCUGUAUGUACUCGUUUCCCUUUACGAGAGGAGGAGAGUGUGAGAGGGGUGGGCUUCAGCGACUGUAUUAUAACGACCGAAUCACACUGAAUUAGCGUAACUUCAUGGCCAAGGUAAAUGCGGUAGACUUCCUGAACUUUUGACCAGUCGCCUCCAUCAGUAUUUCGCUUGGCACCCGGCGUCACCGCAGCGGUUGAAGAGCACAAGUGUUCGGCUGCUGAAUGUAGGCCAAAGGGCAUGAACAAAAGCGCAAUAACUGAUGACAUGGAAAUGCAGCAUGAUCCAGAUUUGCAGUUUAAACUGGCUUAUCCAGAUUCAGAAAGAAUCGACACAGGCAUUAAAACCCGAGCGAGAGGCCAGUGGUCCAGUAAAGUGGAGUUUAUCUUAGCUGUUGCUGGCCAGAUCAUUGGUUUGGGAAAUGUGUGGAGAUUUCCAUAUCUGUGUUACAAGAAUGGAGGAGGAGUGUUUUUCAUUCCAUAUGUGGUCUUUCUGUUUGCCUGCGGCAUUCCUCUUUUUCUUAUGGAGACUGCUUUGGGUCAGUACACCAGCCAAGGGUCUGUUACCUGUUGGAGGAAGAUCUGCCCACUAUUUGAAGGUCUGGGUUAUGGGAGUCAGGUGGUUGUCUUCUAUUCCAGUGCCUACUACAUCGUCAUUUUGGCCUGGGCUUUCUUCUAUCUCUUCUCUUCUUUUAGUGGUGAACUGCCAUGGGCUAGCUGCAGGAACUGGUGGAAUUCAGAAAACUGUGUUGAGUUUGACCGAAUAGGAGGGACAAGAAACCUGAGCUUUAUGGAGAAUGCAUCAUCACCUGUUAAAGAAUUUUGGGAGAGGCGAGUAUUGAAUAUAACUGGAAGUGUGAAUGAGCUGGGCAGUUUGAGAUGGGAGCUGGCUCUGUGUCUCCUUGCCCUUGUCUUUAUUUUUCAGGUUGUGUAUUUCACUGCUACAUUUCCAUAUGUUAUGCUGCUGGUGCUUCUGAUUCGAGGUCUUACGUUGCCUGGAGCCAUUGAUGGCAUCACCUUCUACCUCUACCCAAAUCCAGCACGCCUUACAGACCCACAGGUAUGGAUGGAUGCUGGAACACAAAUAUUUUACUCUUACGCUCUCUGCAUUGGGUGCCUUACAGCUUUGGGAAGCUACAAUAAAUACAACAACAACUGCUACAAAGAUUGUGUUUACCUGUGCCUGCUGAACAGCGGAACCAGUUUUGUAGCUGGCUUUGCCAUCUUUUCAGUUUUGGGCUUCAUGGCCUUCGAACAGGGGGUCGAUAUCUCAAUGGUAGCAGAGUCAGGUCCUGGCUUGGCCUUCAUUGCAUAUCCACGAGCUGUAGCUAUGAUGCCUCUGUCUCAGCUGUGGUCCAUAUGUUUCUUCCUCAUGAUUAUUCUGCUGGGGCUUGACAGUGAGUUUGUGGGUUUAGAGUCUCUCAUGACAGCCAUAACAGACAUGCACUCCAACUUCUUCCUCCAAGGACAUCGUCGUAAACUCUUCCUCCUCCUCAUUUGUGUGGGCUGCUUCCUCGUUGGCCUCCUGAUGGUAACCGAGGGUGGCCUGUAUAUCUUCCAAUUAUUUGAUUACUAUUCCUGCAGUGGAAUGACCCUCCUCCUAUUUGCCAUUGCACAGUCAAUAUGUAUUGGCUGGUUUUAUGGUGCUGAUCGUCUGUAUGAAAAUAUUGUAGACAUGAUCGGUUAUCGUCCUUUGACAAUAAUGAAAUACAGUUGGAAAUAUAUCACUCCUAUUGUGUGUAUAGGCACAUUUGUCUUCUCUUUGGUCAAAUUCACUCCUCUGAAGUUUAACAACACAUUUGAAUACCCAUGGUGGGGUUAUGCUGUUGGCUGGUGGUUUACCCUCUCCUCGACAUUGAUGGUUCCCAUAUGGAUGAUCUAUGUCAUCCUUAUCACUCCUGGUACACUGAAACAGAGACUGCGUGUCCUUUGCACUCCAGCAAGCGAUCUACCUUUGACAUCGGAAAGACGAAAAGAAACCCUGUGACCCCAACAGACAGUACAACAUGUCCCAUGACUGAUAGAGAAACAUUGGGGGACCAAAAACAUCCUUGGGCUGUAUUUUGGACAACUUUUGAUAUCAUUAAUGCCUUUGAAGGUACACAUUCUCGUGAGAUCUCAAGAAAGCACAAACACACACUGUACAUGACUGUUUUAUAAGUUAUUGAAUUUUCCUAUCUUAUAUUCUCAAUUGCAAGCAACUAAAUGUGGAUUUAAACUGGAAAUGAAAAAUAUAAGCUCAACUUCCAUGUUCGGCUGUAUCUGAGGAAAACUCAGUUUGACGUCAUUCUUAAGUGUGCUAGCAUCAACAACUUACUGUAUCAUAAACAUUCACAAGAUAUCAGUUCUUCUGAAGAAGAUAGCAAAAAAAACUUCUUUUUUUUAUCAUGAGGGAGUGGACCGGCCCCAUUUUGGAUGGACCAAUGUUCAUUACAGUUGGUAUAAGAUUAGAAAAUGUUGGAUAAUGUGUUAACCUUCAGUUAGAGAGAUGAACAUUUAGUUCAUUUCUUAUCCAAAUUUGGAAUGUAACAGUAUUUUAGAAUAGUAACUUUAUUUUUACAUUUUUAUGGGUCAAUCAUGCAACACUUGGCUGUUUUGUGCCUAUAGUCAAGUGCUGGUGUUUUAAGAAAGUGUUACAGAAAGUAAAUUAUGUUGGGUUUUAUUUUGUAAUAGAUUCAAGAGAAAAGAUCCAUCAAGAAAAUAGAUCCAUAUUUUGCUACUUAAAUCUGCUUAGAUGUACAGUCUGUAUUCUAUAUUCUACAAACUAUGUUUUUAGUAAAAUGCAUAAUUUAAGGGAAUAGCUAUAGAUCAUUUAAGCUUAUGUACAUUUGUAUAACUGAUGCUCUAGAAAGGCCAGUGGUUAAUGUUCUAAUAAAUGCUCUGUUCAAAUCAACAGUCAAAUGAUUGCUGGUUGAAAUAUGUUGGUGACAGCAGCUUGUUUUUGCUUUUAGAGAUUGUUCUGAAGCAUCCAAGCAAAUAUUAAACAACUAGGUAAAAGGUGAAAGAAGGUUGAGUUUUGAAUUCUUGGAAUAAAGUUGUUGGAGAAUAACGUUAGACACGAUUGCUGUCAGGCAUCACAGACUGCCAGUUGUAUACUGUACUGCUGUUUUACUGAGGUGUCUCAAUGUGAUUUAUUAAUAUAAAUAAUUAAAAGUGUAGUUGACAUGAUGACAGUCAAUGAAAAUCCUACAUUUGAACUGCCACUUCAUUUGCAUGACCACAGGAGAUUAAAGUUAUAUGCAGAUUAACGGGAAAAAACUAAAUCUGAGUAUAUAUCAUGAUAGUGGUGGAUGGUAGAGUUUAACUUUGAAACUUUUUAUCAUUUACAAAAAUGAAAAGCCAGUGAUGAUGCUCUUCUUUAGUCUACAACUGGGUUAAAGGAUUAAGACCUCCAUUUGCAAAUAGACACUCUGGCCAAAAAGGCCACCCAAACACUGUUUGGCAGAGGAUGAAAGAGCAGAAUGUUUGCACUGCUAAACAUUGUGUUCCGGGGAAUAGAGGGGAAUGGAUUUCUUGUGAUAUGGAUUUGUAAAGUGAGCCAAUUACAAUGUAGUUUCAUUUGUGAAUUAUGUCUGUACACAUUUUGUUGCUCUUGCACACAGUUUGGUUUCUAAAGCAGAAUAUUAUAUAUGAGUAAUGAAAUGCCAAAGUGAUUUAAUAAACAGAACAUUUCGACACUAUUUGCUAAAGUGGUUAUUUUGAAAUAAGUAUUUACUUAAAUCGUACAAAAAUUUUUGCAAAUUAAUUUCAAAUUUAAUUUGCAUAUAGUGACAAUUCUUUGACAUUUAACUAUUGCCACUAUAUUUACACAACAUCACUUAGUUUUUCCAGAGGCCUUUUGUCCCAGAUGUGGGGUAAAAGGUCCCUCUAGCUGCCUCUAUGAUAAACUUCUUUUACCAUUACCAUAAAAAUAGUUUCAAAUCUCACACACACAUACAGUAUAUAUAUAUUUUUUUUUUUUCUGAAAUAGGACCUUUUGUCUUUCUUGUACCCUUUGUAAUAAUUUUAUGUUCUAAGACACAAAUAACUGUUCACAGUUAAUGCAACUGAUAUAUGGAGUGAAUGAUAUGUUUACUCUUAGUUUGGUGUUGGUGUGAAUUUUUUCAUGUUUUUUAAAUAAGUCUCUUAUUCUCACCAAAGCUGCA